Mustela erminea (ermine) is the source of this 2089-nucleotide messenger RNA. RefSeq names its product oxysterol-binding protein-related protein 9-like. Gene Ontology annotation, cellular component: intracellular membrane-bounded organelle; cytosol; membrane. Lineage: Eukaryota; Metazoa; Chordata; Mammalia; Carnivora; Mustelidae. The coding region runs from base 247 to 1926 and encodes 559 amino acids. Gene Ontology annotation, molecular function: sterol binding. The transcript has a single exon. The record is from RefSeq and is a predicted model, not a curated record.
UGCCUGGCCCAGCCGGACUGUGGCCGCGAAUGUCGCUCUCUCCCUGCCUCCUUUCCGCUGCCCUCUGGGGGUUUGGAUUCAGGAUUUGUUCCUAGUGUCCAAGACUUCGAUAAGAAACUUACAGAGGCUGAUGCUUACCUACAAAUCCUGAUAGAACAAUUAAAGCUUUUUGAUGACAAACUUCAAAACUGCAAAGAUGAUGAACAGAGAAAGAAAAUUGAAACUCUCAAAGAGACAACAAAUAGCAUGGUAGAAUCAAUUAAGCACUGCAUUGUGUUGCUGCAGAUUGCUAAAAGUACUAUUAAUCCUGUAGAUGCAAUAUAUCAACUUAGUCCCUUGGAACCUGUGAUCAACACAAUGCCUACCCAGACUGUCUUACCUCCAGAACCUUCUCAGCUAUGUAAGUCAGAACAGCGUCCAUCUUCGCUACCUGUUGGACCUGUAUUAACUACCUUGGGACAUCAUCAGACUCCAACACCAAAUAGUACAGGCAGUGGGCACUCACCACCUAGUAGCAGUUUGACUUCUCCAAGCCGUGUCAACUUGUCUCCAAAUACUGUCCCCGAGUUCUCUUAUUCUAGCAGUGAAGAUGAAUUCUAUGAUGCUGAUGAAUUCCAUCAAAGUGGCUCAUCCCCAAAGCGCUUAAUAGAUUCCUCUGGAUCUGCCUCAGUCUUGACACACAGCAGUUCAGGAAAUAGUCUAAAGCGCCCAGAUACCACAGAGUCACUUAAUUCUUCCAUGUCCAAUGGAACAAGUGAUGCUGACCUUUUCGACUCACAUGAUGAUAGAGAUGAUGAAGGGGAGGCAGGGUCGGUGGAAGAGCACAAAAGCGUUAUCAUGCAUCUCUUGUCACAGGUUAGGCUUGGAAUGGAUCUUACUAAGGUAGUUCUUCCAACAUUCAUUCUUGAAAGAAGAUCUCUUUUAGAAAUGUAUGCAGACUUUUUUGCACAUCCGGAUCUGUUUGUGAGCAUUAGUGACCAGAAGGAUGCCAGAGAUCGAAUGGUUCAGGUUGUGAAAUGGUUCCUCUCCGCCUUUCAUGCAGGAAGGAAAGGAUUGGUUGCCAAAAAGCCAUACAACCCCAUUUUAGGCGAAAUCUUUCAGUGUCACUGGACAUUGCCAAAUGAUACUGAAGAGAACACAGAGCUAGUUUCAGAAGGACCAGUUCCCUGGGUUUCCAAAAACUGUGUGACGUUUGUGGCUGAACAGUUUUCCCAUCAUCCACCUAUUUCAGCCUUUUAUGCUGAGUGCUUUAACAAGAAGAUACAAUUCAAUGCUCAUAUCUGGACCAAAUCAAAAUUCCUUGGGAUGUCAAUUGCGGUGCACAACAUAGGGCAGGGCUGUGUCUCGUGUCUAGAUUAUGAUGAACAUUAUAUUCUCACAUUCCCCAAUGGUUAUGGAAGGUCUAUCCUCACAGUGCCCUGGGUGGAACUAGGCGGAGAAUGCAACAUCAGUUGUUCCAAAACUGGCUAUAGUGCAAAUAUCGUCUUCCACACUAAACCUUUCUAUGGGGGCAAGAAGCACAGAAUUACUGCUGAGAUUUUUUCUCCAAAUGAUAAGAAGUCUUUUUGCUCAGUUGAAGGGGAAUGGAAUGGUGUAAUGUAUGCAAAAUAUGCAACAGGGGAAAAUGCAGUUUUUAUAGAUACCAAGAAGUUGCCUAUAAUUAAGAAGAAAGUGAGGAAGUUGGAAGAUCAGAAUGAGUAUGAAUCCCGCUGCCUUUGGAAGGAUGUCACUUUCAACUUAAAAAUCAGAGACAUUGAUGCAGCAACCGAAGCCAAGCAUAGACUUGAAGAAAGACAAAGAGCAGAAGCUCGGGAAAGGAAGGAAAAGGAAAUUCAGUGGGAGACAAGGUUAUUUCAUGAAGAUGGAGAAUGUUGGGUUUACGAUGAACCGUUACUGAUGAAACGUCUUGGUGCUGCCAAGCAUUAGGUUGGGAAAUGCAAAGUUUACACCUGACGACCAGGGCAAUAGGCAUAAUUAAGCAGCAAUCUUCCUGUGGGAGAACCUAUUCACUCCCUUCUUAUUGCAGUGGUUCCUAUCUCAGGGAUACUGGACUUUAUGAUGCAGAUGAACAAUUAAAGCGAGAAAAGCU